Molecule: messenger RNA, 855 nt
Organism: Funneliformis caledonium
Lineage: Eukaryota; Fungi; Glomeromycota; Glomeromycetes; Glomerales; Glomeraceae
Source: the annotation of a GenBank genome assembly
AUGUUUUUUGUAGACUCGUUGAGUGAGUUUAAGAAUGUGGAAAAGGAACUUUUCUUCAGCAAUAGUAUCAGCGUUGUAAUUGUUACAUUAUUGUACCUUCUUGUAAAUAUUGCAUUUAUUUCUGUUAUAUCUGGAGAAACUCUAAACGAUGGAAAGAUCAAUCAAACGAUAGCCGCAACCUUUUUUAGUCAAUUAUUUGGUGGAAAUGAGAAAAUAGUUAGAAUCUUUACUUUUCUAAUUGUGCUUUCAAUAAUUAGUUCUGCUGCAACAAAUGUAUGGAGUGGAUCAAGAGUAAUUGUUACAACAGCAAGAUCAAACUUUUUUCCGAUUUAUUCAGAACAAUUAAAAAUUUGGCAUGAAUAUUUUAAUACUUCAAUUAACGCUUUAAUAUUGCAAUUCAUUUGGAAUUCAUUUAUUAUAUUGAUCGUCGGUAGUAGUUUUACUAUUACCAAUUUUGAAUUAUUUUCAUCAUUUUCAAUGUAUAGUUAUUGGAUCUUUUACGUUGCUACUGGUAUAGGAUUAUUUGUAAUUCAACAUAGAGAACAUAGAGAAUUAAGGGACAAUGUACAUGAACAUGAUCAAGAAAAUAAUUCAAUUAGUAGCGACGGAAGUGAAACAAAAUUAUUUGAAGUUCCAUUAUUUAUAACAGUAAUUUUUAUAUUAGCAGGAUUAUAUAUUUUGAUAUUUUCCUUUGUAAUUAACGUUAAAUGUCCAGAAUCUAUAGCAUCUGAAUCAAUUGAAUGUAGUAAAUAUUUAACAACACAAAGAGUUCAACAAAUAGCACCAUUUUUUAUUAGUUACGGAUCUCUUUUUAUUGCUUUAAUGUCUUGGUAUUAUUGGUGGAAAAGUACCUAG